AUGCAGCCAUCAAAGAAAGCUUUGCAGGACAAAAUUUCUUUGAACAAUAUUAUGUGGACAAAAACUCACCUAAAGCACAGUACUCAAACUAAAUCGACAAAUCCAGAAGAAGCAUCAUCUGUGAUUACCGCAGAUAAUGGGUAUUACAAUCCCAAUGGUGACUCUUUCCUGUCUGGUGAUGUGGUCAUUGACCAAUCUGGACGUAUGAUCCGUGCUGAUGAAGUGACCAUUGAUAAAACACAAACUUUCGCCAAAGCGAAAGGCAAUGUACAAAUGGCGCAAGGUGGUAUCAUCGCGCAAAGUGAUCAGAUUGAUUACAACCUGAAAGAUGAAACUGAAAAAAUAGAAAGAACCUCACCAACCAAUAUCAUCCUUGAAAAUGCAACCUAUACCACCUGCCCACCUGAUGAAAAACCCACUUGGAAAAUUCAGGCCAAUAAAAUUGAAUUGGAUCAAGAUACUGGUCGUGGUGUAACGCGCGGUACUAAACUUUAUGUUAAGGAUGUGCCUGUACUCGCAGUUCCAUACUUUAACUUCCCGAUCGAUGACCGCCGUACAACCGGGAUUUUAAGCCCGAGUUUCGGCUUUACCAAUGAUGGCGGUUUUGAACUCGCAGUUCCUGUUUAUUUAAAUUUAGCACCUAAUUAUGAUGCCACCAUUACACCACGACUGAUUACUGACCGUGGUCUUAUGGCUCAAGGUGAAUUUCGCUACUUAACUGAGAACUUUGGUGCUGGUAGCGUCUGGGGAAGUUACUUACCCUCUGACCGCGACUAUAAUGAUGAAGAUCGUAAAGACCUCCAUUUCCUACACAAGUGGGAUAUCACCAAACAGUGGUCAACCAAUUUAGAAUAUAACUAUGUUUCUGAUAAAGACUUCUUCUCAGAUCUAGAUAGCAAUCCAAAUUCCCGCACAGAGCUUAACCAACGCCGCGCUUGGGAACUUAACUACAAUCACGGUAUUCCUGGGUUAAAAGCUCAGCUUAAAGUUGAAGACUUUCAAACACUUGAUAAAACCAUCAAAGAUGUAGAUAAGCCAUAUGCCCGCCUACCACAGUUUUUACUGAACUAUGUCGCUGGAAAUCCGCAAGCAAUUUUAAAAAGUGAUUUAGACCAAGGUGUUGCUGAAGCGACACAUCGACUUCAGGCACAAAAGAAAGAAAUCCCACCACAAAACAUUCUGCAACAGCAAGUACUGAGUCAGCUCAUCACCCAUGAUGCACAGCUUGAACAAGUCAAGCUGCUGUUGGUAGUCAAGUCCAUGUACUACAUAUGCGUAUUUCAGGAGAAGCGCCUGCAAAAAAGAAAUUUAGCACAGCCCAAGUUAAAGUCGAUGGUGCUGAUAUGGGCUUCCGUCCGCUUUCAGAUAUUCCAACAGAUCUUGCUGCACGUGUUACGACUCUUGAGCCAGGACAAACCACUGACUUAA
Molecule: messenger RNA, 1428 nt
Organism: Oppiella nova
Lineage: Eukaryota; Metazoa; Arthropoda; Arachnida; Sarcoptiformes; Oppiidae
Source: the annotation of a GenBank genome assembly